UCUCCUUAAGAAGAAACAGUAACAGAAGCGCGGAGCAGAGAGAUGACAGUGCGGUGGCCGAAACGAAAAUGGAGAAGAAUGUGUUCAUUAGGUCUAAUCCUUAGAGGAGGUCGUGGGUUUCGAUCAGAUGCAGCUCUAGAAGCAAUAGCCAAAGCUGGUGAAGACAGAGUACAAAACUUGGUGCUAUACAAUUACCCAUCUUUUUCAGGGGCAUUCUCAGCUCUCUUUGCUCAUCUCUUCCACUCUCGGCUCAAUCUCCCUUGCCUUCUCCUGCCUUUCUCUUCAGUUGAACCCUUCAGGGUUGAAGAUUUGUGCAUUGAUGGGCUUGAGAGAGUUUAUCUCCUUGAUUUUCUUGGUCCAAAAGGAUAUGCUGCACAACUUGCACAACGAAAUAUAUGCGAGGUGAUUGGCUUCGAUCAUCGAAAAUCUGUACUUCCACAUAUUAAAGAGGAUCAUCCCAAGAAAGUCACAUUUUAUGCUGACCUUGAUAAGAGUAGCUCCACUGCUGUAUAUGAAUAUUUCUCUUCCAAGCUUGUAGAGAUGAAACCUGUUGAGGGGGAAGUUGCCAGUUUACUGAAUUCAGAAGAGCAGGAUCGUCUGAAAAUUGUUCUCAAGUACAUUGAAGAUAUGGAUCUUCGUCAAUGGAGCUUGCCAGACAUAACUGCUUUCAGGAUUGGGCUAAAUGAAUGGCACUCAAAGUUGAAUUGCAUUACUAAUCCAUAUAUUUAUGAACAGCAGUUAUUGGAGAUAAGUGCCACCGGUCUGAUUUCAAAGGGAAAUUCCUAUAUUUCUGCUCGCCAAAGUGCUGCAAAUAAGUUAUUGGAUAAGGUUUUUGAAGUUUGGCUGGGCAGAGGUUUUUAUGGAGAAUGCCUGGCAGUUAGAGCAGAUGGGAGUUCUAACUUGAGCGAUGAAAUUGGCAAGCAACUUAGUGUUAAGAGUGCUGCAGCUGGACUGAGGCCCGUAGGAGCUGUUGUAUACAUGCAACGUAAUAAUCUUAAGAUGUGCUUGAGGAGUACUGAUAGCACUACUGAUACUUCUGAAAUUGCAAAGGCUUAUGGAGGAGGUGGCUCUGCUAGUUCUAGCUCCUUUAUCAUAAGAAUGGAUGAGUAUAAUAAGUGGCUUUCGUUAAAUAAACCAUAAUGGCCUCAAGGUGCAACGUGUCUUUUUGGUAGAUUACCAUGCUACCUCCUUUCUCAACCAUUUCGUUUGUAGUAUCAUAUGAUGAUUUUCAUCAAUGAAUACAUAUUAAUGGUAGUUGAAGCCUAAAACUUAUAUGUGAUAUUAGGUUCAUUUUGUUGUAUUAUUAGGAUUAGAAAAUAAAGAAGAAAAUAAAAUGAAAGAAGGGUUUCUAGAAUAGGUUUACGUUGAGUUAACCUACUCAUAUGUACUAUGUGAGAGACUAACAAGAGAUUUUACAAAUGAUUAACUAAGAAAACUUGUUAUUUCGAGCA
Molecule: messenger RNA, 1451 nt
Organism: Pistacia vera
Lineage: Eukaryota; Viridiplantae; Streptophyta; Magnoliopsida; Sapindales; Anacardiaceae
Exons: 8
Coding region: 43-1140 (365 amino acids)
Source: RefSeq, a predicted model, not a curated record